AUGCCAAAGGCCAAUAUAUUCUCAAUUUCCACCGCUUUUCAAAAUCUAUCCAACCGAACUUUUCACUACUUAUCCAUUACACACUCCAUCUAUGUAGCUACUGCUACUAAGCUCAGAAGCUACUCCAAUUAUACUCAAUUGGGCUACCUAAACACUCGAGCGACCACUAUGUCUACCCCUAAUCGCUGGCUUGUAGCCUAUAACUCAAUCUCGGCCUCGCUCUGGGCAAUUGUCCUUGCAAACGUUCUCUUUUUAGCUCCGUUGCUUGGUCAACCGUAUGUCUUUGACAAAACACAAUUGUUCCUCACUGUUGUGCAGUGCGGAGCCGUUGUUGAAAUCGUAAAUGCAGUGACGGGAGUGGUGCGUCUGCCGGUGGGCACCACCGUUGCCCAGGUGUUUCUGCGUCUUCUCAUUGUGCUUGGUAUUUUCCAGCUUUUGCCUGAUUCGCCUGCCAAUACCCACUGGGCGUACAUUAGUUUGUGCUUGGCCUGGUCGUUUACUGAGGUGGUGAGAUACUCGUACUAUGCGGCCAAUUUGGCCGAUGCUGGCGGCGUGCCUUAUUGGCUUACCUGGUUGAGAUACUCUGCGUUCUAUGUGUUGUAUCCGAUCGGUGUGGCUUCGGAGAUGUCCAUCAUUUGGAUGAGCUUGGGCGAGGCCGAGCUUGUGGUUGGAAAGUUCUAUUCGUGGGUGUUGUUUGCUAUUUUGUUCACGUAUCCUCCGGGAUUGUACAGCUUGUACACUUAUAUGAUGAGACAACGUCGGAAGGUCUUGGGUGGCAAGACUGUCAAGAAGGAGUAA
Messenger RNA from Australozyma saopauloensis, 798 nucleotides. Its product is annotated as protein tyrosine phosphatase-like domain-containing protein. Gene Ontology annotation, molecular function: 3-hydroxyacyl-CoA dehydratase activity. The transcript has a single exon. Gene Ontology annotation, biological process: fatty acid elongation; sphingolipid biosynthetic process; very long-chain fatty acid biosynthetic process. Lineage: Eukaryota; Fungi; Ascomycota; Pichiomycetes; Serinales; Metschnikowiaceae. Gene Ontology annotation, cellular component: endoplasmic reticulum membrane. Bases 1 to 798 code for a protein of 265 amino acids. The record is from RefSeq and is a predicted model, not a curated record.